This is a messenger RNA of Cynara cardunculus var. scolymus (artichoke), 638 nucleotides long. Its product is annotated as gibberellin-regulated protein 6-like. The record is from RefSeq and is a predicted model, not a curated record. NCBI's taxonomy places the organism in Eukaryota, Viridiplantae, Streptophyta, Magnoliopsida, Asterales, Asteraceae. The transcript is spliced from 3 exons. The coding region runs from base 62 to 367 and encodes 101 amino acids.
AUAAAUACCACUUUCCUCCCUCGCGCUCAUAACUCAUUCCACCAUCAAACCACCCAUCGCCAUGGCUAAGUUCUUCGCUAUCCUGCUUUUGGCUCUGCUCGCCAUCUCCAUGCUUCAAUCCACUGUAUCUAAGAAAGGAGGGCAUCAUCACCAUGGAUCCGGCCCUGGAAGUUUGAAAAGCUCUCAAUGCCCCGGACAAUGCAUAAGGAGAUGCAGCAAGACACAGUACCACAAACCAUGCAUGUUUUUCUGUCAGAAAUGCUGUGCAAAAUGCCUUUGCGUACCCCCGGGGUAUUAUGGUAAUAAACAAGUCUGCCCUUGCUACAAUAACUGGAAAACUAAGGAAGGAGGUCCAAAAUGCCCCUAGAUUUCAUUUCAAUUCUUUUCACUUUGAAAUCAGUUUUAUCAGACUAUAUGGUUAGCAGCAGGGGUGUUAUGGUCUUUUGGCUGAGUAAGGGGUGUAAUGGUGACUAUUUAAUGUAUUGGGGUCCAUUUGAAUUAAAAGCUGAAAUGGAUGAAUGAGUAUGUAAACUAGUAGUUUGAUAGGGUGGGGACUCCAACAUGUGAUUGAAGCCCAACUUGCCCCUCUUACACAUUUUAAUUCUAAUGAAAUAUCUCUAUCUACCUCUCCUUUUUCU